This is a messenger RNA of Diaporthe amygdali, 1317 nucleotides long. RefSeq lists its product as uncharacterized. Gene Ontology annotation, biological process: regulation of DNA-templated transcription. NCBI's taxonomy places the organism in Eukaryota, Fungi, Ascomycota, Sordariomycetes, Diaporthales, Diaporthaceae. The transcript has a single exon. The record is from RefSeq and is a predicted model, not a curated record. Gene Ontology annotation, molecular function: zinc ion binding; DNA-binding transcription factor activity, RNA polymerase II-specific. Bases 1 to 1317 code for a protein of 438 amino acids.
AUGGACGUCAAGAGAUCAUGUGACCGUUGCCACGCUAUUAAGGAGCGCUGUGAAUGGAGUCAUGGGUUGAACGCCUGCAAGCGAUGCGUGCGCCUACGACAUGUCUGCAAGAGUGUCCGCCCCGUGAAGCCGCCGGGGCGGAGACCUCAGUCGUAUAAACGCAUGUCGCCUCCGAGCGAGCCAGAAGUGACCUCUCCUCUCUCUACAGUCAUCCUGGAUAACAUAUGUGCGGAUGAGCGGCAGAUGAUCCAUCGAAUGGUAGAAUCCAAAAGUCUUGAGCGUUUCUUGAUCGGCCCGACCUUCCUAAAGAACCACUGCCAGCUGGUCAUGUCACAGCUGUUUUAUUCAACAGUGGAGCUCAAGGAUGCUUUGCUGGCUUCCUCGAUAGCUUGGACGGACGAGGUGGGAGAGUCUCACGACUGCUAUCGCAAAGCAUCCUCAGCAAUCUGUACCCUCUCGGAAUUUGAGAUUCGGGACGAGGCCGAUGCUUCCAUGUGCCUUACUCUGGGCGCUCUACUGCACACAUUUGCUCUCAAACUCAGGGUCGACGACAUUUUUACGAUAUGCACGCAGACGCUUGAGCGCAUCAAGCCAUUAUACGAGUCGAAACCAUACAUCGAGCCAUCAAAACUAUAUAUGCUAACAUGUAUGGUAUUUGGGGAGCUGUUCGAAUGCCUGCUUCGAUGCCAAGUGCCUCCACUCAGAUACAAGCCCCCUGCUGACCAGUCUUACGUCGACCGAUAUGCGGGCGUGUGCGUCACCCUCCUGCCACUACUGCACGAUAUCUGCGAGCUCAGCCAUGCUAUGUCGUUUGCCGACGAGAGUGAUAGGGCAGAUAUCCUGAAUGCCCUCGAUGAUGUGGGUCGGGCUGUGGCUGACUGGAUGCCACCGGUGCCUGGCUCAUUCAUGGCAACCUACACAGCCUCUGAGACGAUGCACAUGCUUUGCCAGGCGCAGGUAUUACAGACAGCGGCUCUUAUUGUCAUACAUCGAUUACGACAUCCGUAUGGCUCACAGGAUGAGCCUGCCUUAGCGAUGGCCUCGGCCAUCAUGCGGCAGCUGGAUAUGACACAGCAAGUCACCGGUGGCAAUGUCAAAUGUGUUGACCUAGCCGUCCUGGUGGCUUGCUUCGAGUUCCAGGGAAAGGAUCGAUUACGCGAGCAACACAGAAUGCCCGACCUCGUCGGAUACUCAGACAAACACAAGAGACGGAUCCGAGACAUCAUUGAGUCAUUCUGGUCAGCGAGAGACAGUGGGAAUGUUUUGUACUGGUACAACCUGGCGGGUGCUGUUCAGCUAAACACAACAUUACCAUGA